Molecule: messenger RNA, 5359 nt
Organism: Acanthochromis polyacanthus (spiny chromis)
Lineage: Eukaryota; Metazoa; Chordata; Actinopteri; Pomacentridae
Product: collagen alpha-2(VI) chain-like
Exons: 30
Coding region: 1425-4754 (1109 amino acids)
Source: RefSeq, a predicted model, not a curated record
AUGAAACUCAUCAGUCAGAUAUUUAAUCCAAUGUAAAAGCUUAAACUAUUUCUAAUAUUUCUGUUCUUUUCCUGAGUAUGUGACAUUCACAUGAACCUAUGAUUUCACAAGAGUCCUCUGGUUGGCGUACAGUGCAGUAAAACUAUCGCUUUCAUUCGUAGAAAAUUACCCCAAAAAGGAUUUUUGCAGACUAUAUGGAACUCUGAACCUUUGAAACGGAAUACAUUACGUACAGCUAAUGUACUAUUCAUGCAGGUUGUCUGAAGUCACACUGGAAGAAAGCCCCGCAUUCACUCGCUGCAACUUCUAACGCUGCAAAUGAAAGGGGGCAAUUUUAAGUGCUGCUUUUUUGUUGUUGUUGAGCUGAGAGGAAUUGACAGGUGUUAUAGAGAAGCUGGAAGCAUCGACGGUCAGUGACAAAUUGAAGGAGAGUGAAUGCAGAGAUUUACAUCUGUUCCUCUGUACCCACUUACUCUUAUUCAGGGUCAGAGGCUGCUGAAGGCUGAAAAGACAUUCACUGGGCGUUUUUCUGAAAAGCAGACUUAUGGGUAAUUUGCAGUGGGAGAAACCAAGAGGACUCAGGGGAAACUAAACAUACACAACUCCAAACAGGAAAUCCAGAGCUGAGAUUCACGCCCAGGAUAGUCGCUGUAAAUUGUCAGAACAAACCCCUUAACCACCACGUUCAAGACCUAAACUGUGUUAAAAGGAAGGGGAAAAAAGAUGAUUACUUUAUCUGGGAUCUUUCAUUAUGUUUAAAUAGACUUUUACAAGAGUGGAACCAAUUGAAAAGAUGAAAGGCGUUCUACACUUCACUUGUCAAAAACGAUCAUCAGUAACAGAUAUGAUUCUCUGUGACCUGUUUCUGCAGCUUGUGUUCCCCCCCUGGUGGAUAACUCCUAUACUGCUCUCGAGUACUUACAAAACAGGAGCCUUCCAGGGAUCAUCAUGGUUGAUGUUGACACUGAAGUAGCAAAAUCUGAGAAGGAGGCAGAGAUUUAAAUGUCAAUCACAAGGUGAUACUCUUUGCGAUCCUUCAACAGCGACACACUCUGUGUGACGACGACUUAUGAAAUCAGCAGUGGUGACCAGUUGCAGAUCUUCCGUGGUGCCCCCCCGCCCUGCCAUGUGAUGUGAUUGGCCACCCCCUGUACACUCCCCAAUUUUGAAAAUUUGUAAUACUUACACUCCGAUUUCCUACACUCCUGAACGCAACUUCGUUGUCUGACUGCACCUGAAUGCACCAAUGACGUCAGUUUGAUCUUUUGAUUGUAUUUUGUUUGGGUUUGAAGAAGCUUUGAAGAUUUUCCUGAUGCUGGAGGAGAAGGGGAGCAGCUUUGCACCUUUGCGAGUGAAAGUAGCAGUUCCUCCUUAAGGUCAGAGAUUGCAGCAUCCGAGGGCCUCUUCAAAAGAAGACGUAGUUGAUGAAGACGUUCUGGAGCAGAAAGACCACGACCAAGCAGCCUGGAUAUCUUAGGCAGCGUCUCCCUCAGUUGCUGGAGGUGCGGACCCGUACUUUCCAUUUGCCAAUCAGAUACGCGAGAUCUGGUCACGUGACUCCCGGUAGACGCUGGAGGUACGGACCCGUAGCAUCGGUACUACAGCAAAACAUGGCAGUAAUUCCAGCGCUCAUCUUUCUGUGCAUGCUCCAAGCUGCAGUCCCUCAAGUCGCGCCACCUCGUGGACCCAGACCGAUACCUGGCCGAGGGGACAGUCCACAACCAACCCAAGGUCCACUCCAACCAGCUCCCACACCGACUACGGAUCCACUUGAGUACUGUCACCCCAAGAAAAUCGAGUGUCCCAUCAAGGUGUUUUUCACCAUCGACACUUCAGAGACCAUCGCCUUGCAGGAGAGUCCUCCUGGCAGCCUGGUGGAGAGCAUCAAGGACUUCACAAAGCUCUUUGUCCAGAAGCUCGAAGAUGAGAAUUACAAGGGCCAGAUGGACAUCUCUUGGUCCAUAGGAGGCCUUCACUUCUCCCAGCAAGUCAAGGUCUUCAGCCAUUUCACCACCAAAGAGAACUUCAUCAGGAGUCUGCAAAACAUCAUCUACCUGGGCAAAGGCACCUACAUCGACUGCGCCCUCAGAAACAUGACUCAGCUGGUGACCCAACACAACACAGGGGCCGAGCCCAAGCCCGUCCUCUUCUCAGUGGUCAUCACUGAUGGUCACGAGACAGGACAUCCAUGCCAUGGGAUCAAGAUGGCAGUGGAGGAGGCCCGGGAGAAAAACAUCCAGAUAUUCUCAGUGGCAGCGACCAGGGUCAUCGAUGAAAUGGGGAUGAGGGAGAUAGCCAGCUCUCCCUACGAACUGUUCCGAGACGAUUACAUAGUGGUGGAGCUGCGUGACAACAACCUAAGGAUAAACACUACAUCCAUUGAUCGGAUCAUAAAAGCCAUGAAAUAUCAAGCAUAUUUACAGUGUUAUAAACUGCCCUGCCCUGGGAUCCCUGGGGUCCCUGGAAGAAAAGGGUUUCCAGGUCAAAAAGGCAUGAAAGGAGAGAAAGGCAAGCCUGGAAGAAAGGGUGAAAAGGGUAAAGAGGGUGAUCCUGGUAUUGAAGGUCCAAUUGGAGGCCCUGGUCCAAAGGGAAAUAAAGGUGCUAAAGGUGACAAGGGUGAGAUCGGAUUAGCUGGAGUGAGGGGUGUGAAAGGUUCACCUGGCAAGAACGGAACUGACGGACAAAAGGGUAAAAUCGGCCGCAUUGGAGCUGCUGGUUGCAAAGGUGAUCCAGGCGACAAGGGAGCAGACGGCUACGAUGGUGAACCUGGUGAAUCUGGGCCACGAGGAGACGAUGGGGAAAAGGGUCCCCCAGGCAUUCCUGGGAGGCCAGGAUCCAAGGGCUCUAGGGGUGAGCCAGGAUCAAAGGGCGACAUUGGAAAUCCUGGAAAUCCGGGGCCACCAGGGGAAAAGGGGAAUCUGGGGCCUCCAGGAUCACCUGGACCAAAAGGCUUUGAGGGGAGAAGAGGAGACCCUGGAACAAAGGGGGGAACUGGACCAAAUGGGCUAAAAGGGAUAAAGGGAGAACGAGGGCCUCUGGGAGGCAGAGGUCAGCCAGGGGGUGACGGACCCAAAGGCUCCAAGGGAGACCAAGGAUUACCAGGACCGAGGGGUCCGUCAGGAGAGCCAGGGGCCCCUGGAGAUCAAGGCAGUGUGGGAGAUCCUGGAGAUCCUGGACGAAGAGGAGACCCUGGGCCAAAAGGAUCAAUUGGUGACAAAGGAAGACCAGGAUUCAACUACCCAGGACCAAGAGGACCAACUGGAGAAAAAGGUGGAAAAGGCAGUAAAGGACUCAGAGGAAGCAGAGGUGAAUGUGGGGCCAAAGGAGAAUAUGGGAAUAAAGGAACGCCAGGAGAUCGAGGGGGACCAGGCCAGCCGGGGGAGCCAGGACCUAGAGGACCCAAAGGACCCGGUGGACCUAAAGGGGAUCCGGGACCUCCGGGCGAUCCUGGCCUCACUGACUGCGACGUCAUGACUUACGUCAGAGAGAUGUGUGGUUGUUGUGACUGCGAGAAGCAGUGUGGAGCUCUGGACAUUAUUUUUGUAAUCGACAGCUCAGAGAGUAUCGGUGAAAGUAAUUUCACCCUGGAGAAGCAGUUUGUCAUCAACACCGUCAAAAGACUGGGAUCUAUGGCCUCUGACCCUGCGUCACCAACAGGCACAAGAGUGGGAGUUGUACAAUUCAGCCACUUGGGGACCUUUGAGGCUAUCCAUCUCAACGACUCAACCAUAAACUCCUUGUCUGCCUUGAAAACGGCAGUGCAGAACCUAAAGUGGAUUGCUGGGGGCACUUACACGCCGUCAGCUAUCAAGUUCACCUAUGAUACCUUCAUCAAGGCCAGCAGGAGGGCGGGAGCAAGAGUAAAUGCGAUCGUGAUCACAGACGGUCGCUAUGACAAAGUACAUGAUAAGGAAGAACAUCUCCGGUUGCUUUGCGACAACAAUGUGGUUGUCAAAGCCAUUGGGGUUGGUGACAUGUUUCACCACAAAUCUGAUAACGAGACUCUGCUGUCUAUGACAUGCGGCAAUGCAAAUGGAACCAAAGCGAUGAGGCGCUACGCUGACUUGAUAGCUGAGGACGUCAUAAAUGAAAUGGAAACUGUGCUGUGUCCCAAUCCAGAAAUUAAGUGCCCUGAUCUCCCCUGUUACAAUGGCCCUGAUUUAGCGCCAUGUGUGGGGCGUCCAGUGGACUUGGUAUUUCUAUUAGAUGGCUCAGAGCGCCUCGGCCCAGAGACCUUCCACUAUGUUCGAGAAUUUGUGCAGAAGGUGGCAGACAGACUGGGACUGGCCAGGAGCAGGUCUGAUCAAAUGCGAGCCCGUCUGGCACUGACAGAGUUUGGCAAGGAAAACGAGAAUCGGGUGGCCUUCCAGCUCACACAUGACCCGGUCAUCAUUGCUAACGGUAUAAGAGCCUUACCUUAUCUGGACUCUUCCUCAAGCGUGGGGCCCGCCAUCUUCCACACCAUCGACAACAUCUUGGGUAGAGGAAAUAGUCGCCAAACGAGACGCUACGCCGAGCUCUCAUUUGUUUUCAUCACAGAUGGCAUCACAAAUAGCAGCAACCUGGACGAGGCGGUUAGUGCCAUGCGUGGGCAGCAGGUCGUCCCCAUGGUGAUUGCGCCAGGAAGUGACAUCGACCAAGGAGUCCUAAUGAAACUGGUAAUGGAGGACCGCGACGCCAUUUUCAAAAUACGAAAAUCAAGUGAGCUGCUUGACUCCACGUUCUUUGACCGUUUCAUCCGGUGGGUGUGUUAAAGAGGAUCCCUGCUCAUGUGAGCAUUAUACUGGUGCUACAGAUGUUAACCUAGCGUUUUAAAGGAUAAUUCCAGUUUAUUUCAAUCUGGUGUAUUUACCAACUAAAGAGGAGUGUGUAGGAUUUAGUGGCAUCUCACACUGAGGAUGCAUGAUAGCUAUCACUUAAGCCGAAAAAAGUACAAGACCCUCUUUGGAGCAAGUGAUGGGACUGUCUGUUCUGGGCAACUCUAGAAAUAUGACAUUGCAGUCAGAGGACUUGUUCACUUUGUAGAUAUGAAAUGUUCUUUGUAAGCUAAUAGAAACCCAUUGAUUUACAGUUGCAGAUGCACUCCAUUUCUGCCAAUAGAACCUCUAAAUGCUACACACUCAUUCUCUAGCACCAACACAGGGCUGUGUAGAAUUGUUUCAUUGCACCUAAUUACCAUUCUGCUAUAGGGGGCAAAUAAUGUCACAGCAUUGUGCUUUAUGCCAUUUUGUAAGAAAAAAAAUAAACAACUGUAUUCAUCUUUGGUAAUUUGUGAUAAAGAAAUAUAAUACAAGCCAUGCAUUCUUUAUCAACCAUUAAGCUUUACUGUUUUGACAUAAUAAACCUGCAGUUUAGAAGA